AUGGUGCUUUCCAGAUGGCUGGUCAUCGCCUUGGGUACCCAGGUUGCUCGAGGCGGAGACUUGCCGGUGAAUGAACGAUGUGUGACAGCGGUGUACUCCGCGUACAACUAUGUUUCUUUUGCUGGAAGCCCGGCCAAAGGCUUGUGGGAUACCCGAUGCCGAAACCCCCUCAAAGUUGCAUCUAUCUAUGCAGCUAGUGAAGUUUAUUGUCAGGACCAGGAGCGUGCCACGGGGCUUGCGCAACUGGCUGCAUUCUGCGAGGAAAUCGGCCAUCGUGAACUGCUCCCAAGAGAGGCUGUUGCCGAGAAUUUAACUGAAGAUGUCAUUAGGAAUAUGCGCACUGUUGGCUACUUAGAAAUACCCAGAGCUGAGAUGAUCGAUACCCCGGUGCUUCUCUCGGCAUCUUUCUUCAAUCGAAUGUUCAAUACCAUCGUGUGUCCUCGUGCUGUCCCAUCGUUACCAGCUUGGAAUGACAGAAAGCUGACCAUUGCUAUCUUCCCCCUACAUAGAAUUCGUGGCAGUAUGAGACUUGGUCGCAUCAUGCAUUUGGCUACAUCGGAUAUGUAUAUUGGAGUAUUGUUUUGGCUUGUGGGGCUAUUCACCGGUUAUGCUGCCAUAUGUUUCAUGUCCGCAAUGUUCGAGGAGAGCCCAAUUUGGAAUCUCAAGUGUACCACCGAUUUGACCCAUUUCAUUGUCCCUGCGCCUUUUGCUACAAAGGGCCGGAACCUGAUCGGGCUCAUAUUCUCAAAUCGAGCCGAGUCAUUGGUAGUGGCCGGCUUUUGGCUUAUCAGUAUUAUAUUAAGCCUGGUGGGCUACCAAACUUUUGCAGGCAAUAUCUACUGGCCCGAAAUUCCAAGCCAACUCUUACGCUAUUCAGCUGAUCGAACCGGUAUCAUGUCAUUUGCCAACUUCCCCUUGCUGUGGCUGUUUGGCGGGCGGAACAACAUCUUGAUCUGGGCGACGGGGUGGAGCUUUGCAAGGCUCAAUGUUUUCCAUCGCCAUGUGGCGCGGGUAGCUACCUUACAAGGUAUAGCACAUUCGUUUCUAUAUUUCGUGAUUAUCGUUCGAGCCAAUAAAUUCUGGAAAGACCUUUCAAAGAUGUAUAUACUUUGGGGCAUACUGGCAUUUUUCGCAAUGGGGUUUUUACUCGUCACCUCUCUGGACCGAAUUCGCAGCGCAGCAUACGAAAUCUUCUUGAUCACACACAUCGUUUUUUCUGUAAUGUAUCUUAUUGGUUGUUUUUAUCACACCAUAAUUUUUGAGGGGCAUGAAUAUUGGAAAUAUCUAUGGCCGUCAGUAGCCGUGUGGGUUAUCGACAGAGCUUUAAGGAUUAUUCGAAUUUUCUACUGCAACCUCCAUGUCAAUUUUUUCGGUCACAAAUUGAUUCGUAGCUCUGAGAGCCGAAUGACCUAUGACGAAGCAGCCGACGUGAUCCGACUUGAAGUGACGCCAGGCACUCAAGUGAAGUUCACUCCAGGGGACUAUUACUUUUUGUACCAACCAUUUCGAUUGACUGGUUGGGAGAACCACCCUUUCACCGUCGGAGCCACAUUAUACCAAGUUGUAUCCGAACGACAGGCCUUCCGAAAGACCCCGGGAAAGCCAGACAAGUCACUGGACGUUUCACAACUUCCACUUUUAUCUGAGACACAAUACCAUGAUCUGAACACCACAGGUCAAGUCACGCCAGAACAGGAUGCUGCAAAAUUGAAGUUGAUUUUCUGGAUCCGCCCUUACGAUGGCUGGACGCAGCAGUUGCGACAACAGUGCCUGCGGUCGAAGAGCCAGUCAGUGAACGCAAAAAUACUCCUUGAGGGGCCGUAUGGUCACAACUUUCCACUUUGGAGAUACGAGUCGGUUUUGAUGAUUGUAGGUGGGACUGGAAUUGCUUCAGCCGUGCCUUAUCUCCAAGACCAUCUUCAGCGGUCCGACCAUGGUCGUCGUCACACUCAUGAGGGGACACGGAUUCGAGAUAUCGAGCUGGUUUGGACUGCAAGACAACCAGCUCUGAUGCGUAAUAUAGCCCGUCGGGAGUUAGCGCCUGUUCUUGCGCGAGAAGAUUUCCAAGCGUCUUUCUAUACAACCGGUGCUUCUCACGAGCCCCCUCAGGAUCUCAAUGACCUCGGCUGUACCAUUCAGAUAGGUCGGCCUCAUCUUCAAUCACUCAUUAUGAGCCGUGCUUCUGAUGCUUCCGCUUCAGGUGUAUCGCUCGUUAUUCUCGUAUGUGGCCCAGCCGGAAUGGCCGAUGAAGCACGUGCGGCGACACACCUAGCAAUGCGACAGGGUUAUCGGUCGGUAAAGUACGUGGAGGAGUCAUUUGCCUGGUAG
Molecule: messenger RNA, 2328 nt
Organism: Penicillium atrosanguineum
Lineage: Eukaryota; Fungi; Ascomycota; Eurotiomycetes; Eurotiales; Aspergillaceae
Product: ferric reductase family protein
Exons: 7
Coding region: 1-2328 (775 amino acids)
Biological process (GO): copper ion import; intracellular iron ion homeostasis; iron ion transport
Cellular component (GO): plasma membrane
Molecular function (GO): ferric-chelate reductase activity
Source: RefSeq, a predicted model, not a curated record